Molecule: messenger RNA, 7411 nt
Organism: Pristis pectinata (smalltooth sawfish)
Lineage: Eukaryota; Metazoa; Chordata; Chondrichthyes; Rhinopristiformes; Pristidae
Product: zinc finger CCCH domain-containing protein 10-like
Exons: 3
Coding region: 409-1611 (400 amino acids)
Molecular function (GO): metal ion binding
Source: RefSeq, a predicted model, not a curated record
CGAUGACCGGCAAUCUGCUCAGCAGCUGGCAACGUCUGUGUGCUUCGGAACUGUUUUCCAUUACAAUAUUUUCGGACGUUUGAUUUCAAAAUUUGUCUUUAGGGCAUUCAGUUUACAGAACUUUUAAUUUGAAAUACCUUAUCUCAUUGUGAAUUUGAUCAAAAGAAAUUAAGCAUUCGAAGCGCGGCUCUUUGGUUCUAAGUCGCUCUUGUCUGGGAGGACCUGUUUGGUACUCGUUGUGUUUGGAGGAGUGAGUAAAGGAGCUGAACCGUUGCAGACUCUUCCUGGGGUAAAGUUCCGAUUGUCUCAUCUUCCCAGGCGAUGGGUUUCCUUGUACGUGAGCCAAGAUGAGUAAUUAUUGAUGUUUUAAUGUACAGUUGCUGAGAAACACAAUAAUAGUCUGUGAAGAUGCCGGAUAAAGAUAAUUUAUUUAACAGUGGUAAUGACGAGGCUGGCCACAGCUCAGAUGAUAUUUGCCGUGACUUCCUGCGCAAUGUCUGCAAACGUGGCAAGCGCUGCAAGUUCUACCACCCCGACAUUAAUGAGGUGUCCGACUUGGGUGUUAAAAAAAAUGAGUUUGUCUUUUGCCAUGAUUAUCAGAACAAGGAGUGCACUCGUAUCAACUGCAAGUUUAUUCAUGGGACAAAGGAAGAUGAGGAACAUUACAAAAAAUCAGGAGAGCUUCCCCCACGUCUGCGCCUUACAGUGGCCAUGGGUCUUGGCCUUUCACCUUCUGACCUUUCUUUUAAAAAAGGUGAGGUUCCAAUCUGCCGAGAUUACCUGAAAGGGGACUGUCAAAGAGGAUCUAAAUGUAAAUUUCGGCACUUAAAACGUGAUGAAUAUGAGUAUGAAAACAGAACUUUAGAGAGAUUAGCACGAGACCAAGUGCUUUCUCCUGUAGUGCGGCGAUAUGACCCAUUUGAUGACCUCUAUGACACUGAUCGUUAUACUGACUAUGACCAUAUACUAAAGAGGAGAAGAGUGGAUGGCUUGCGAUUUGAAAGUUAUGAUUUUAGUAUCUCAAAUUCGCGUCCAGUGGACUAUAGAUUUCUAGAAGAGGAGAAUCUGAUGCUUCGAAAGCGUGUUGAAGAACUCAAAAAACAGAUCUCAAAUUUGAUGGCAACUAAUGAGGUGCUUUUGGAGCAAAAUGCACAUUUCCGCAACCAAACUAAGGUGGUGACGCUGACCUCCACUCCCACAGCGACAGAGCAAAUACUGGCAGCACCAACUGUGGCCACACUGACCAAUUACAACCAUGGUGUAGCACAGACUCACACCACUUUGAGCAGCCAAGCACUUCAACCACGACCUGUCACGCAGCAAGAUCUAGUGGCGACUGCUGCAGCUUCUGCUGCACCACCUACCAAUGCUGCACCAACAGCACAGCAUCUUAAUCCUGAAAUUGCUUCUCUCCCUGCGGCACUUGCCCAGACCAUUGCCCAGGGAAUGGCACCUCCAGUUUCCAUGGCCCCAGUGGCUGUCUCUGUUGCACCAGUGGCAGUAUCAAUUGCACAAGCACUGCCAGGAAUCACCAUAAGCCAUGCCACCACACCAAUGGUUACUUAUCCAAUUGCAUCACAGAGUAUGAGAAUAACAGCAAUUCCUCACUGAGAAGCCUUGAUAAAAAGAAAUGCAUAAGGACUUUAGAAGAGAUUCUGUGUUCCUAUGUUGCUUCCCAUGACGUGUGUUAUAUAAAUAUGCACGCCAAAGCCAAAUAGGAUUCUGACCCAGCAUUUAAUUUCUUUUUGUGUCUAUAAACUAUUCUUCUUCAAUUCAUUGUAUUUUCUGAACACUUGUUUAAUCCCCUCGUAAUUUUGUGCUCACCUCAUCAACUCCUUUAAAUCCAUUAUCCAACUUAAAAUGAGUGCAAGUGACACAAAAGCAUUUUUUUUAUAUAAAGGUUUUUGUGUUAGAACAAACAAAUCACUGGGCUGCGAUGCUGCGCAAAUAUUCAGAUCUACUUUUCUCCUUUGUCUCCCACGCUUAACUGUUUGCUUUCUUGACGCAAAACUGAAAUGUAGUAGCAUAUGAAAUCGUAAAUUUUUCUGGCAAUAACGAGCAAAAAGGAAUUAUUUUAAAACUUUUUUGUGGAUGUUGCUGGCGCUGAAUGCUGUAUUUUCCCAGAUAGUGGCCAUUGCACUUCAGAAAGUAGUGCUAUGUGUGAAACUUCUUGGGGUGUUUGAAGAUGAGGUGGCGCUAGCUAAAUACAAAUACUUUUUAAACUUUCUGAACCAUCCAGAUACUACGAUCUAAUCCUCACAAUAUGAGAAAAAAAUACAUUGCAUUACCAAAGUGUCCAAUUAACUUGUAUCUGUUCAAAUCCAUAAUAAUGAGAUUAAAAUCUUAGUUCUCUGUCAGCUACAAGAAUGAUAUGAGGUAAAGAAAUUUGAAUUCUUUUUCUGCUAAUGUCCUUGGGUUGGCAUUUUACUUGAGCUGGCUUAUUGGAAGAAAUGGGAAGCAGAUGGGGAAUACACAUAUUCAGGAAGGAUGUCCUUCUGAGCAAGAGGUCAACAAAACAUAGAUGGAAUGUGACUCUGCAUCUAGCCUGCAGCUGUUGUUGCCCUGGUGUCACUUCUCUUGAGCUGUGAAUUCACCAAAGCUGCAGCAAAGCACAUUUCUUGAUGGUGACGGUAAAUAAGGGAAAUGAGAAUAGGAUUGGAUAAAGAUAGUUGAGUAAAGUGGGUGAAAAAACAAGUGCCAAAAACGGUUCCUCUGCAUACAGCUUGGGUCAGCAAUGCAAGAUAUGCAAACCUUUUUCAAAUCCUUGUGUGAAAAUGCAUAUUCUAUUUAAUCCAGAUAUUGUAAUUUGUAUGCAAGUUCAAGAAAUGUACAAAUUGUUUGAGAACUUGUAUGGAACAUUUUAAAAGCUGAUAAUUUACAAUACAUCUAAGGCUGUCUUAUUUGGGGCCAGAAUGGAAGCAUUUGCACACUGCCUUUGAAAUUUGCUGAGCCAGGCUGUAACAGGUAGGGCACAUGCACAUUCAUGUUGAAAGUCUUUUCUCCUUUUCAAAAGCAAACUUGUGUCCAGCUCCAUUGGGAGCAGAGCUUGCCUUUCCUGGCUAGUUGGUUUCAAACUAGAUAAUAUCUUUAAAGGCAUUUUGAACACAGUGUAUCUUUUUUCUUAAACUGUGAUUACCUCCUGGAAAUCCAUAGAUUAGGAUAAAAUCUAUUGGGAUUUUGUGUUCAAUGUUCUGACCCACAUGACUAGAUGAUUCAUUUUCCUGAAACUUGCCAAAAUGAUCUUCCAAUUAGUUAACAGUGUGAAUGGCUUUUGUUUAUUCACUGUUAAAACCUCUUGUUGUAACCAUAGCAAUUCAAUUUCAUUGGUCCAGGUGCUUUUUAAAGGAGUAGCUGUGACAUUGAACCCAAAGGUUGGUUACAUUGUUGUUUAAUCAGCUAGUUAUUGGGGGCAUUUAACCUCAAUUGUUGCUUUUCUGUUAACCUUGUCUCCAAUUUGUAUAUAGUAGUUAUUUAGUCUUUUCAAAUAUGCACGUGAUGCUUGUCAGGUUCUUGUGAGGUCUAGAAAUUAGAACCAAUGAUCUAAUCUUGCACAAUUGAAAGAAGCUUAAAUGAUCAAAUGUGCUAUUUGCAAUGUUUCCAUUGUUAUUCUACUAGAUAUUUGUAAUAGCUCUUCAGCUGCUGUGCUAUAAUUUAUAUUAAGGCAGUAGAGGUGGGGAGGGAAUAUUCAUUUCUCUGGGCAACCUUCACCCACAACUCCGUAACUGCCAUUGUUAACUUCCAGGAUUCCCUUGACCGAAAUUAACACAAGUACAAUAUUGUCAAUAUGCUUGUAAAACAUUCAAGAGUCCUUCAAGCCAAGAGGCUGUCCCAGUUUAUUUGAUUUUAAGAGCUAUAUGGACUUGACAGUAUAGUAAACUAAAUAAAUACCACCAAGUCAUGGUAAUAGCCACAGUUAAAAUGGUGCAAAUGCUAGACAUUGCAUUAUUUUCAAAGAAUUUUCAAACUAGUCUGUGGAUUCAGUUAUAGGAUUAACAUAGAUGAGUGAAUAAAAGCAUUAUUCAAUGUGUCACGGAAUCCUGUUGGAUGUAAUGCGUUUGAAUAUGACAUAUUUGCAUAAAACGGGAAUUGUUAUACCAGUACUGACUAGGUCAGGAAAAAUUCAAAAGUUAAAAUCAUUUACUUAUAUUAACAGAGUUUUCUUAUUAUGCAUCAUAUUUAUAAAUUUGACUUUUUGGUUCCAAGCUUGUGUCUUCAAUUUAAAGUCUGUCAAAACUAAUGAUUUUUUAAAAUAUAAUCUGCUUAUGGAAAAACAUUUGAGCUACUAUUUUAUAUUGGCAAUUUUUUUGUCCUUCACAUAUGCUGGGUUGGGGCAGGUAUUAAUAACUGCUGAUAUUUUAUAAUUAUUAAAACUUUCCUUUGCAUGGGGUUCACCAAUAAUUUGGCAAAGGAUGAUGCAGUGAACAAAAAUGUGAUUUUUUUUACCCCCUAAAAAAUGAGCAUUACCAAGUAAGCUAAUUUGCUGCUCAAAGGACUUAUUUAGUCCUGUAUGUAAAGUGAGAGAAUUCUUUUGCUAAACGGUCAUUAUAAACAAUUAAGUUUUUAGUUAUGCUUACGGACAUUAAAGUGUCAUUUAAACCAGACACAGACAACUCUGGAAUGUAAAGACCAACGAUGCAAAUGUGUAAUUGAUAUGUAAUAUGAAGCAAAAUAUCCUCACGUGGCAAUGAAAACCCCAAACUUGCAUAGUAAUGUUGAAAACAAGUAUCAGCCAGAUGAAAGAAUAUCUUCCAAAAUCUACAGUGUAUGUCAUGUACACUCAACCUUUAAUUAUAUUAAUACUUCGUCUUUUAUAUGUUCUGCUCAUGAGCACUCUACUCCCUUAUAACAAUAUUUUUAACAAAGAUUUCUAAUCACUGUACUCAAAAUACCUGAGCCUAGAUAAAAGUGGUUAAUAUUACAGUAAAAAUUCAUGUGAGAUUUUCAAAUUAAUUUCAUGCUUUUUUCCACAUAUGCUUUGUUUUACAAAUUUCUGUAGAAGGUGUGGCGUACUGUAGCCUUGGUGAACUGUGCUAUAGCGUUGGCACCUGUAAUCCUUCAUCUAAUAAAUUGAUCUCAAAAGACCUCCUCACUAGUGUGAUCCUCACAGUAAAAAAAAACUGGGAUGGUCUGUGGGUAACCCAUUCACCUGCUUGAUCAGUGACCUCGGUCUUCAUUCACCACCUCCAUUCCCCUCCCACCGAUACUGCUUGACCCGCUGAGUUCCUCCAGAUUGUUUAUUGCUCCCAGUUCCAGCAUCUGCAGUCUCUAGUCUCCUCACUUUCCUCCUCCUGGCUGAACUUUUUCACAUUUUCCUCCAAAUAACAGGAGUUACCAGGGUUCUCACUGUGUCGGAUUUGUUUUAUCACCCAUUGAAUACUCCUCGAGUCAUGCUCUGCCCUGAUCUAUUUCGAGGAUUUUUUUCUGUUUCUGUCUAUGAUGGAGAAAUUAAUCAAUCAAUGAAUUUACCUUAACGUGUUGCUUGCUUUUUUGACACAGUCCAUCCUUGACACUUCCGUUCUCUCUCUAAGUAUCUGUAUCUCCAAUCUGGCUAAUGGUUGUCCAUUGAUUACUAUGAGCCCACUGACUCCCAUAGCUAACUAAAUUAUACUUCAUCCCACUGAGUCUUUCUUUUUAAGUUGUAUCCACCUUGAUGAUGCCACUCCUAUAUGCCAGAGCUUCUGAAAUGUCUUCCAGAUUCUUCAGCCAGAGGUUGCAUUCUGUUGUUAUAUACAUAAUUCUCCAAACCAAAUCCAUUCUAUUUCCUGCACUUGAUUCACUCAUCUCUCUCAGAUCUAUUACCAAGUUCACCUCACAUUUGACAGAUCAGUCUCUGCCACUUCCAACAUGAUCUCACAUUCUCCUCCAGGCCAACCCCAAACCCCAAAAAUAUUUUCACCUCUGCCCGCUGCAGUUCCGAAGGGACAAUUUCCUUUGUGACACCCUAAACCACAGCGCUACCUUCCCUCGAACCUGUUCAUAUUUCCAUUCAAGUGUAAGAAAUUUGAAACCUUCUGCUCUGCAGCCCACGGUUGUAAACAUAUUUUCCAGGUGAGACAGUUUGUCUUCCAAUGUAUACUCUUCUUCCUUUCACAAUGAUUGGGGGCAGAUGCAGAAUUCUUUUCAGUGUUGGAAAGACUUGGAUUGGGUGACCUCUUUGUUAAAUGCUUCUUUUAUGUCUGAUCCUGUGGGUUACAGUCAUUGUCUCAUUAAGCCUCCAUCUUACUCUUACUUCGGUCUUUAUGCACGUGGCCUCUUGCGUUGUUCCACUGAGCACAAUACAAGCUCGCGAAACAGCACACCGUCUUUCUACUCCAUACUUUAUAGCCCUUUUGCCUUAAAAUUUGUAUUUUAACUUCAAAACUAAACUACUGCUUUGAUUUUCUCUCAGACAGUACGUGCUGGUAAUUUAGGAUGGGUGUACUGGUACUUCCGAGAAUGAGGAUGGUUCUGACCAAGUGCUUGAAAAGGGAAUCCCCCUUUUAUGUACGUGACCAGUGGUGGUUUGCACCUGGGUUUCUCCCUGCCUUUUUCUUCCAUUACUGUUGUGAGCCACUGGAGCCUUUUCUACAUUGCCAGAUCUAUUCUUCUCUCCCUCUCUGCAAUUCUGCUUUUAUCUUUACUGCAUACCUGGGUCCUAGAAACAUCUUUUGUUUGUCUAAUUUCUUUCAUUGUUUUCUCUUAUUGUCUUGCACAUAUUUUGCCUUUCAAUCAGUCCCUAGCUUCCAGCUAAAUUAGUUUACAGUUUAUCUUCUUUGUGUGUGUAUGGACAUUUCUUUUUCUCCCCACUUUGUAUUCCCUGGCUCGGUUCCUGUUCAUGAGCUCUUGUUCUGUAAUGUCUUUCGAUUCUGAUGAAUGGUCAGAGACUUAAAUUAUUAACCCUACCUCCCUUUUUCCACAGAUGCUAUCUGACCUUAUGAGUAUUUCCAACAUUUUCUGUUUUUAUUUCAAGUUCCUGCUCUCAAGUGCCACGCUGAAACUAGAUAGCUCCUCAUAAGGAGACAAGUCAUCACAUUAAUGUUAUUCCAAAGCAUAUGCCCUUCUUAAUUCUAACGUCCAGUACUCAUUGUUCAUUUGUUCAAUUAUUUUCCAACCACUUCCAUAUAGUUUAUUUUUAAAUAUAAGAACCAAACCACAGACUAUUUUGAUAUUCUUAUACUUUGCUCUAUUUAAGAAUAUUAUUAAAAUGAACAACCAAUGCUGCAAACAGCAUCAUCCUAUAAAUUGAUAGGAUUAAUAUUAUGUACAUAUUGUACAUAUUGUUUGCUAUGCUGUGUUUGACAGGUUUUUUUUAAUGUGAUUACCUUUAGGAAAUUCUUCUAAACAGUAGGUUAAUGUUUCAAUUGAUACAGGUUUCCAGGACAGUAGAACUUAAUACAGUCCAAGUGAAUACUUUGUUUAAAAGGAAAUAAAA